Molecule: messenger RNA, 2244 nt
Organism: Endocarpon pusillum Z07020
Lineage: Eukaryota; Fungi; Ascomycota; Eurotiomycetes; Verrucariales; Verrucariaceae
Exons: 7
Coding region: 1-2244 (747 amino acids)
Biological process (GO): transmembrane transport; metal ion transport
Cellular component (GO): membrane
Molecular function (GO): oxidoreductase activity, acting on NAD(P)H; metal ion transmembrane transporter activity
Source: RefSeq, a predicted model, not a curated record
AUGGUUAUCGGUGAAACGAAUUACGGACUGGUUCGCAAAGCCACCGGUGUGGCAGCUUUCGAGCGCAUUCCUAUCCCAACAGUACCUGAUGACUAUCUACUUAUUCGCGUGGUUGCAGUUGCUGUAAACCCCACCGAUUGGACAACGCUUGAUGCGCCCGGUGACAAUGGUACGUUAGUAGGAUGUGAUUGGGCAGGACUAGUGGAAGAGAUUGGGCCAAAAGUUGAGAAGCCAUUCAGAAGAGGUGACAGAGUUGCCGGCUUCGCUCAUGGAGGUAAUGACGCUAGACCACAAACGGGAGCAUUCGCAAAAUUCAUUAUAGUCAAAGGCGACAUCGUAAUACGUGUUCCCGACAACGUAUCGUGGGAGGCAGCCGCAUCUGUACCGUGUGCCGUUGGCACAAUGGGUCUUGGAUUGUUCAAAUUUCUAUCGAUACCCUUCCCAGGACUCGAAGCCGUCCAAAUUUCCGAUGCAGGCCAAGACCAUAAGACUGUUUUGAUCUAUGGAGGUUCGACGGCUACUGGAACUAUCGCAAUUCAGUUUGCGAAAAUGGCCGGGUACACCGUUAUCACAACCGCAUCACCCAAACAUUUUGAACUAGUCAAGGGUCGUGGCGCCGAUUUGGUAUUUGACUAUCACUCUCCUACCGUGGGAGCAGACAUCCGCAAAGCGACUGACGACAAGCUCAUGAAAGUUCUGGAUACUGUCAGUAAAGAGUCUUCCGCCAAGAUUAGUGCCGAAGCACUUAGCAGCAAAGGAGGAACCUAUGUGAACCUACUAGGAGAGUACGAUGCUCCUCGUUCUGACGUUGAGUCUAUUUUCUUUCUCGUCUAUGGUAUCACUGGCGAGGAAUACAUCUUUGAGGGAAAGCGUUGGGAAGCCCAACCUACAUAUCUGGAGUUCGCGAAGAGGUUCUUCCCCCUUCUGGAGAAGCUUUGGGGUGAGGGCAAAUGGAUGGAACACCCACGUGAAGUAAGACCUGGUGGUCUACUUGGUGUGCUUGAUGGCAUGAAGGACAUGAAGGAGGGCAAGGCAGAGUUAUCAGCCAUUGAUUUUUCAUCGUCGCCGCUUCAGCCUCCACCAGUAAAUCACGGUCGCGUUGUCAUCAUUGAAGAUAUCCAUCCCAUCGUUCUAGAAACCCUAGCGACGGCAUUAGAGAUUGAUCCUCUCUUCUUUGCCGAUGACCUAUGUACCCAGUACAAUGACAUUGAGGACUCUCCAGCGCCGCCGUCCUCGGCUCUCCCUCCAUCCUUGGCCCUCUCGGUCAUCGGCGGUGCUGGAAACGACUUCCCGUGGACUCUCCGGACAGUAGGCAAUGUUGAAAGAUCAGUCAGACGCCUGACUGAACUACCGGGACGUCAGCUGGGCAUUCUCCGUGGAUGUUGUUCGAUUUGGAAAAGAACCUUCGAUAAAUACUGGCUAGCGGUCAUACUCGUUGAUUCCACAAACAGUCACCUUGCUGAUGUCAGAAGCAUACACAGCCGUCCUGGGUUUGAACGGCGGCCACUUCACGGCGGCUUUGAAAGAUUCGAGCGCCCGGUCACCUUUUCAGCCUUCCAGUCGUUCCAAGAGCAGCACCAGGGAUCGAGUGGCUAUUUCCUUCACAACCUGGUGCCCUACUUGGCAGCGAAUCCACCAGCCGAUCCCACGCUGCUGAGUCUGGCUUACUACCCACUGCGCGCCAUCAUAGGUGAAUGGAUGCUCUACACGCAGACCCUGGCUCGCUUCCUAGAAUAUUACGAGGUCUCUCUUCAACGGCUUGACGUUAAGGACGCAGGAAAGUAUGAGAUUAUCGACCUCCAGAAGUGGCGACACCGUGCCAUUCAAUCCAAUGCCAAACUAGAAGCCACGCGUCGCUUCGUGAAACAGAAUGUUCCUUCUGAGAAGGAUCAGGAGCUGUGGAAACUGGUCUCUGGGGAUCUGGACUGGAUUGUCGGCAGCAUUCGCAGUUACGCUACCGCCUUAGAAGGCGCCAUGCUGCUCAUUCCGUCGGUAGUGCAGCUGGCGAAUGCGCGCCAGUCCAUGGCCGAGGCCGCGGAUAUGAGACGCUUGACUUGGGUCGCGGUUGUCUUUAUUCCCCUGUCUUGGGUUGCUGGCCUGUUCAGCAUGGCAGAAGAGUUCAAGCCAGGCCAGCAAUUCUUCUGGGUCUACUUCGCUGUGGCCCUUCCACUGAGUUGCAUUCUUGUUGCGGGCUCAUUUGUGCUAUCGGUUCGACAAGGUUCACGGCUAAUAUCUCGAAUCUAG